Molecule: messenger RNA, 3116 nt
Organism: Limulus polyphemus (Atlantic horseshoe crab)
Lineage: Eukaryota; Metazoa; Arthropoda; Merostomata; Xiphosura; Limulidae
Gene: Bug22
Product: cilia- and flagella-associated protein 20
Exons: 5
Coding region: 82-663 (193 amino acids)
Biological process (GO): regulation of cilium beat frequency involved in ciliary motility; positive regulation of cell motility; cilium assembly
Cellular component (GO): ciliary basal body; motile cilium
Source: RefSeq, a predicted model, not a curated record
UUGAGAAAUUCCUGUAUUUGAAUUGAAACACGAUUGUUUCGUAAGUUAAUUUUUCUCGAAUACUGUUUAAAGACAUUGGAAAUGUUUAAAAAUACGUUUCAAAGUGGUUUCCUUUCAAUUUUAUAUAGUAUUGGCAGUAAGCCAUUGCAAAUCUGGGAUAAAAAGGUUCGCAAUGGGCACAUAAAACGAAUAACUGACAAUGACAUUCAGUCACUUGUUUUGGAAAUUGUUGGCACUAAUGUUAGUACUACAUAUAUCACCUGUCCAGCUGAUCCCAAGAAGACCCUUGGUAUAAAACUGCCUUUUCUAGUCAUGAUCAUCAAGAACCUCAAAAAAUAUUUCACUUUUGAAGUUCAGGUACUCGAUGAUAAAAAUGUGCGAAGAAGGUUUCGAGCAAGUAACUACCAAAGCACUACACGAGUCAAACCAUUUAUAUGUACAAUGCCAAUGAGACUAGAUGAAGGAUGGAAUCAAAUACAGUUUAACCUAGCAGAUUUCACAAGACGAGCAUAUGGUACAAAUUAUAUUGAGACCUUACGUGUGCAGAUCCAUGCCAACUGUAGGAUUCGAAGAGUAUACUUUUCUGAUCGUUUGUAUUCAGAAGAUGAACUUCCAGCAGAGUUUAAGCUUUAUUUACCUGUCCAAAGCAAAUCAAAAGCCUGAAAUUGUUUAUUUAGUUGAGUUCCUGUACAUAAUUUGUUGGUUUGCUUCAAGAUUUCAAACUGCAAAAUCACAUUAUUUCUGCAAUGAAUUUAAACAAAAAAAAAGCUUUUCAUGAAGGAAAAAUCCUGUACUUUUAGAUUUUCAUGUAAAUAUAUUUUGUAUCAAUUCACACACAAUUUGCUAUUAAAUCAAAUACAGUAAACUUAUUUAGAACUGAAAAUAACUGUCAUAAUGUUUUAAUUACCUUAGAUGACUUCAUGAAAAAAUAUAAUGGAAAUAUAAAAAAAUGUAUCCAUAAGUGACAACCUCUUUACACAAUGAAUUAAUUUAAAAAGUUGUACAGCUAAUGAUUAUCAGAAUCUAUAAAAAUAUGCUUCACUCCACUGAUGUAUGACCUACCAUUAGGACGUAUCUCAGCCCAAUUACAGAUUUACAUCUUCAAAAAUUAAUGUUAAGUUUAUAGUGAGAUAACAGUUGAAUGAAUAUUUAAAUAAAUUAAUACAUAAAAAGUUGAAUCUAAAUUUAUAUAAUGAUAAUGUAUUUAUGAACUCCCAAGACUCAAAGGUCAAAGAACUAUAUAUAUAUAACCCUUACAAAUAAUAAAAAAAUAACUUUUGAACUUGAAGCUUGCCUCAUUUCACAUGAAUGGAUAUUGUAUAAAAUCUUAACACACUGAUAUAACUGUUGUUUGAAUUGUUAGUAAAACAAUGUUUUGACAUUAACAGACAUGUAAGUAGUGUCUUAUAUUGCAACAUGUUUUGUUUCAAUGUGUUGGAAAUGUUAAAUCCAGUUUACUGUGAAGUCCAAGAAGUGAGAUCGUACCUUCAAAGACUAAUAUAUUUUUUUAUGAACUUUUAUCCUUUCUAUCACCAACUUGAUCACAUUUUUUCCAGAGUUAUAGUGUAUUUUGUAACUAAUAGAAAGGUUAUUUCAGAAAAGUUUAAAACCACCAAAACUGUAUAAUUGCAAUAUCCUUUUUAACUAGUAUUGCUUGUAUCACACACAAUUUAAUUGAUUGUUGUUGGAGGUGGGGAAAAUUAUUUGAAAAAUUGCACAUAAAGAAAAGAAAGUUAACCAUAAUAUAGAGUCAGGUUGGUCACAUGUUGUGUAAACAAGAUUCUUCCCCAGCUUUCUUUAACAUGUAGAUUUAGAAUGGGUGACUUAACAGAUGACCAUAAUUGUAGUAUUUCUAAUCACAGCAUUAGUUAUUAAUUUCAUGACUGAAUUCAUGUGCAUUUUUAAUCAGGCAUAACAAAAUAAGAUUAUUCUUUCAUUAAAUAUGAAGCAAAUGUCACAAGUGCAUGAAAUUAUAAUUCUUUUAAAACUUGCAUAUUCCUUCAUUAGUAAGUUGUAAUAGUAUACAGUGAGGAUUUAUGAUAUGGAAUAAAUAUUUGUAACUUAAACAGUUACCAAGGUAAUAUCUAAACAUAAUGAUAAUGAUGAAAAAUGAUAGGAAAAGUUUUUAAAAAUUAGCCUUUGCUUCAGCCAAACACCCUCAACCAUUUUUUAUGUUUACAAAUUAAUAAUUAGUCAUGACUUUAUUUAUUAGUUAUUUUAUGUCCAAACUUAGUGUAUGUUGUAUGUGUAUUAUAAUUUUUCUUUAUAUCAUUACAGCUUUCUGAUUAUGGAAUAUGUCAAAUCUAAAAUGUUCAAAAAUUAAAUGAAAUUAUAAGUUUUCUGUGAUACUCUUCUUUUUAACAAGAUUCAGAUUUUUACAGAUAAGUCCAUUAUUAAGUUUACUUUUUUAUCGUAUACCUGACAGUUGACCAAACAAUUAGAUUCAGCACAAACCUAUUUAUAUAAGUGUUAAACAUGUAUUUAGUUUGCAUUAAUUACUAUUUAUGAUUUACUGCUGUUGUCUUUAGUUAUCUCGUACAUUUUCAAUGUUAUGUAAUAAGGAAUCAAUAAUUUGCACAAUUUUGUUCUAAUUCUCUCUGUAUGAAUUCAGGUUGAGAAACGUUUUCACUACUUUUGUAACUGUAAAAAGAUGUUCUGUACAGUGCUCACUGUGAAUUUGAAGAAAGAAUAAAAAUACCUAACCUUUAAAGGGGGGCAAACAAAAUCCCAGGUGAGUGAAUUUAAAUAGCUAUACUUGUUUGGGGAGGAUAAUUUUCAAAAUAAUAUGAGAUGAUAGAAUUCUAUACUUACAUCAAUGAAAACAGUUAUAAUACAGAGGGUCUCACUGCUGAGUAUAUCUUUAUCACUUUUCCACUUACGCUCUAUCUCUACAGAAAAAUAUUACAAUCCUCAUGCUUAAAGUAAACUUUCACCAGUAUAAAUAAUUUUUAUAAUAGAUAAUUAUGUCUGCCACCAAAGUUGGCUGGAAGUUAUGUUUUUAACCCUAUGUGUGUUUGUCAGGAAGAUUUCUUGAAAACAGCUGAAUGGAUUUGGAUGAAAGUUGGUAUAAAUUUGGACUAUGACCCAACUUAGAAGUGAUUAGUUUUUUUAAUGGU